Messenger RNA from Cladophialophora immunda, 1751 nucleotides. RefSeq lists its product as uncharacterized. Lineage: Eukaryota; Fungi; Ascomycota; Eurotiomycetes; Chaetothyriales; Herpotrichiellaceae. The coding region runs from base 1 to 1581 and encodes 526 amino acids. Gene Ontology annotation, molecular function: spermine transmembrane transporter activity; spermidine transmembrane transporter activity. Gene Ontology annotation, biological process: spermine transport; transmembrane transport; spermidine transport. The record is from RefSeq and is a predicted model, not a curated record. The transcript has 4 exons.
AUGCCUCUCACGGAGAAUCAGACGUCACUCUACAUGCAGACAACAGAGUAUAUGGGAGUCCAGACGGAGGAGUCGUCUGAUCAGACUUCAAUGGACCAGAUGGGGCUGAUGGAGGAGGCGAUGGGAGGAAUCAGCAACCCCAUGCCGGCCUCCGAUCCUGACAACCCCCAGAACUGGCCUCUGCACCGGAAAGUCUACGUCACUUCCGUCUCAUUCUCAUUUGCUUUUGCAGUCGCAUUUGGGCUCACUUCGUACACCAUUGGGAUUAGCGAUGUGGUCGCAGAGUUUAACAUCUCAAUGACCCUCGCCAUCGCUCCAUUCUCACUUUAUCUUGUCGGCAUUGCUUUUGCCCCGGUACAUACUCCUCAUGUCACGGAAAGAUUUGGCCGUGCACCAGUCUACUUCGUCAGCCUCCCAAUUUGCGCCUUGUUUCUCCUCGGGACCAGUCGAGCUCAGAGCAUUGGUGCGCUAGCGAUCCUGCGAUUCUUCGCCGGUCUUGGAGGAGGCCCGUGUCUCGUGCUCAUCGAGGGUACAUUCGCAGAUGUUUGGCCUGCGAAGACCACUGUGACGUACUACUCGGGCUUGACUCUAGCCUCAUAUCUCGGGGCUGCGUUCGGUCCCAUCAUCCUCGGGAACAUCGUCCCAAGCACGUCCUGGCGGUGGACAGCCUACGUUUCCCUAAUGGUUUGCCUCGCGGCAUAUCUGCUCGGCAUCGGGGCGCCUGAGACAUAUGCUCGAGAAAUCAUCCGCACGCGAGCCAGACGCGCAGGCAGACCUCAUAACCUUCCUCCAGCUGAAUCAGGGACCACCCUCCGUCGCAUGGCGAAGCUGACCAUCGUCGACCCUCUCGUCAUGGCAUUCACCGAACCCAUAGUCAUCAUGACUACGCUAUACGUGUCCUUCGUCUUCGGGACGACUUUUCAAUGGUUCGUUGCCGUCCCCGCAGCCCUGAAUUUGACGUACGGAUUCGGCAUCCGCGCCUCAGGGCUAGCGUUCAUUUCCGCGGUGGUCGGUGCCUUGCUUGCCGCCGGCACGGCGACAUUGAUCGAGCAGUUCCUGAUCCUCUGGAAGCUGCGGCAGUGCAAGGACGAGGAGAUGGUGCAGAUGGAGAUCGAGUACCGACUUGUCCCCGCCCUUGUUGGUGGAGUUUUGAUGACUGGAGCGUUCUUCUGGGUUGGAUAUACUGCUGUUCCCACGAUCAGCUACCCUUUUCCCAUCAUCGGCACGGGCGUCUUCGUCUGGGGCAGCAUGAUGAUCCUGAUAUCCUACAUCUCGUACCUCUUCGACGCGUACCCACCCGCCGGGACACUCUCCGCCCUCACCAUCGCCGCAAGCGCUCGUAUCCUUGUCGCGGCCGCGAUCCCGCUCGCCAUCAUCCCCAUGAUCACAGCUCUGGGCGGCGACUGGGCCUACGGCACUUUCGGCGUCAUUUCCGCCGCGCUGUACCCUAUCAGCUUCGUCGUCUUCAAGUUCGGUGCGGGCCUGCGCAUGAGGAGCAAGUACAGUGCGCAGAAUAUCGCGAUGGUCACGCUGCGCACGCAUCAACGGGUCAAGUCCAUGCCUAUACCUGCGACGGCGUGAUUCCGUUGUGAAUGGGAGCACGAAUAUGUCUGUGUUCCUUUACAAGACCCGGGCUAUUUACUUGCCCUCUCUCGAGUUGCGAAUGCAGAGUCGAGGCGAAUGGUCGCAGGUUACAGUGUGCGGAGAUUUGAAACAGAACAAUAGAAUAUAUCCUGGUUCUAUGUUCAAAA